AAUGACUACAGUUCAUCAAUACUUUUCAGAAAAAGAAUGUGGUGAAGAAGCCUCGAUAGUUAACUUAAAAAAUUUGGAAAAUAUGUAUCUUAUAAAGAUGGAAAUUGAUAAAGUUAAUAAUAAUGAUACUAUAUUGCCAAAUAUCACUAUUGGAUAUAUAUUUAUAGAUACUUGUAAUAUGAUCUCGCCAACUGUUAGACGGUCAAUUGAAAUGAUAUCCAGACCUAAAAAUCAAGUUUGUUCUCCACAUGAAAAUGAAAAUAAACUUUUUAAUGUGCAAGCUGCCAUUAUAACGUUAAAUAGUAUAUUAGCAGCCUCGGUGUCAAAUAUACUAAGCGAGUUCCAAAUUCCUCAAUUAAGUCCAACGGCUACCUCCGACGAUCUCAGCAAUAAGAAAUUAUACAAAUACUUUUCGAGGACUGUUAGUCCUGAUCGAUACGAAGCUGAAGCGUUAGCAGAUUUUAUUGUAAACUUUAAAUGGAAUUAUGUUUCUUUAGUUUACUUGGAGGGGAGUUACGGGGAAAAUGGAGCUAAACAAUUUCGAAAACAGUGUGCAUUAAAAGGCAUAUGUAUUGCAGUUGAUGAGAUGAUAUCAUUCGAUAAAUCUCUGGAAGAUGUACAAAAAACAGUAAAGAAUAUAAAAAAUGAACUAAGAUCAAACAUAAUUAUAAUUUUUCUAUAUCCAAAACAAUUGGAAAUGUUUUAUGUUACCAUGGAGAACGAAAACUUACUCCGAACUAAAUAUAUACUAGCUUCAGAUAGCGUUAGUCUAACAGAAAUUCCAUUAGUCAUAGAGAAAAGAGCGUUAAAUACAUUUGGUAUUGCUUUCAAAACUCAAAAGGUACCUGGAUCUCGUGAAUAUUUAACUAAACUAAAUCUGGAAAAACAUAAAGAUCUAUUAUAUUUGAAAACCUAUUGGAGUAUAGUAUUCAAUUGUACUUGGGAGAAUUUUAAUAAUUCCACUAAAAAGAUUUGUGACCCAAAAGCUGAUCUAACCGAUACUAACUUUGAACUAUCAGCUCAUUCCGCAAACCACGAUUGUUUUCUUAUUUACAUAGAGGCUAUGAAUCGAGUCUUACAAAAAUAUUGUUCAAGAACUGUUGGUCUAAACGCUCGUAAAUGCUUUACAGGAGAGAGAAUACUUAAGGAAAUUCGUUCGGGAACAUUUCAAACUACAGGUGGAGAGGUUCAUUUCGAUAAAUUUGGUGAUAUAUAUGGCGGUUAUGAUAUUGUCCAAUUUACAGAGAAUUCUAAAUAUAAUAUAAUUGCAUACUGGAGCAGAGAAAACAGUAUUACUCAAUUUUAUGAGAGAAUAAUUUGGAGAAAUUCUCAAGUUCCUCCAUCGACAUGCAGCCUUCCUUGUCCUCCAAAAUAUUACUAUAUCCAUAAGGCAGUAAUAUGUUGUUGGGAUUGUCGUCAAUGUCGAAAUAAUGAAAUUGUUAUUGGCAAUCGGACUGGAUGCGAAGAGUGUCCCGAAUUUUUUUGGCCAGAUAAAGAGGCGUUGGAAUGCGUAGCUAUUGAAGCCGAUUACCUAAAAUGGUCAGAUUUUGAAACAAUCAUCAUAUUAACAUUAGCUAUAUUCGGUUUAUUUCUAUCUAUAUUAAUUACAAGCUUUAUCAUUUGGAAGAGAAAUGAAAAAUUAAUAAAAGCCUCAUCAAUUCAGCUAAUGGCAAUUACACUAUUUGGGAUUAAACUGUGUCUUAUGUCUACUUUCCUCUUCCUAACAAAACCAAACGACACCGUUUGCAGUUUAAGCAGAUAUCUAUUUAAUAUCUCAAAUAGUUUAAUAUACGCACCAUUAAUUAUGAAAACAAAUCGGGUGUUUAGAAUCUUCUCAUCGGCAAGGAAAGGAAAUCAAAGUGUUAAAUAUACCAGUAAUCGAUUUCAAAUGGCAAUAACGCUUGCAGUUGUUCUAUUGCAGGUAAAUUUAUAG
Molecule: messenger RNA, 1933 nt
Organism: Dimorphilus gyrociliatus
Lineage: Eukaryota; Metazoa; Annelida; Polychaeta; Dinophilidae
Source: the annotation of a GenBank genome assembly